AUGGUAGCCAGUGUAUGGUUGCGGAAUAAAUGUCUCAGAUCUGAUCUCAGACAGCUGCACGCCAAAGCUGCGGAGAACAAGGUGAAACCACGGCUGCUUGGCGUGGCGUUGAAUACCCUCGCUGUCGCCCUCGCUGUCGCCCUCGCUGUCGCCCUCGCUAUUUCCGUCGCUGUCGCCGUCGCUGAAUAUCCUCGCUGUGGCCGUCGCUGUUUCCGUCGCUGUUUCCGUCGCUGA
Molecule: messenger RNA, 234 nt
Organism: Penicillium canariense
Lineage: Eukaryota; Fungi; Ascomycota; Eurotiomycetes; Eurotiales; Aspergillaceae
Exons: 2
Coding region: 1-234 (77 amino acids)
Source: RefSeq, a predicted model, not a curated record